UCUGUGCCUCCCGUCUCAUCCCACUUCCCCCGCCUGCGUCUCCUCGCCUCGCCCUCAUCCGCUCGCCCGCCAUUGUCGCUCCUCGUCGCUCGCCGUUCUCGGUCCUCGCCUGCUCAUCUCGCCCUCCUCCGCUUGUUUCCGUCAUGGCUCCUCGCACUGCUGCUGUUGCGUUUGGCUAGGGGCUGCUGCGUCUGGUUUGCUCUACACUGCGUCUGGUUUGCUCUCUGCUUGUGCGUCUACUUAUUCCUUCUCUGUGAGGAGGUGAUUUUACAAAUGUGUGGUGGUUCAAGGAGGGAUCUUCAGCCUGUGGAAUAAACCAUAACGCAUGGACGACAUGGACACUGGAGCUGUUUGUGACGAGGGAUCUUCAGCCUCGGCAUUAUCAAGGACAACAACACCUGAACCCAAGGAAGAUGACUACCUGAUAGUAAUUCCUUAUGCCCACAUAUUUGACCUUAUGCUAAAAGCUUUGAAGUUGCCCCCUGCAAGUUACUAUCACAAGAUACGUCCGGGCGGCAAGAAUCAUGUGACAGUUACUUUCAAUUCUUCCUUGCAAUUGCUUGAUGGUUUGCUUGUUCCGACCUCAAUAUCGGGUGCAAAUUUAGAUGGCUAUGAAGAUGCAGAAGACAGUUCUGCUAUCGCAGCUAUUAGGUACAUGGAGAAUGCAUAUGGCAGAGAAAUGAGAGACUACCACUACACCCAUGUCAAGAGGCUAGAAAAUGAAGUUAAGCAUCUGGCCAAAUGGUUAGUAGCAGCAAACAAGACAAUCAAGAAGCUACGCAAAGGGUGGUACUACGCCGUCAGAUAUAUGAAUUGAUAUUCUACUCAAAUACAAAACACAACGACUGCUCGACACUUGAGAGGGUAGGAUAACACCAAAAGGGCUAUGAAAGCAGCACUUGCAAGCAUUGAAAAACUGACACAAAGGCUGCGCUAUAUUGGUAUGAAGUCUGAACAGCGCCAGGAGACUACAAGAGAUAGCUUUUUGUGAACUUGGGUCAAUAUGCGCUCACCAGGAUGCUUCUAAGGUUACUAGAACAGCUACCUUUUGUUUCAUAUCAAGCAGCGUGUUCUAUUUGUCCUUUUGGAGCACUCUAAGUAAGAUAUGUAUUGUUUCCUUCCAUUGCUGCCUCUUUGGCUAAAAGAAGUGUAUCAACUUUAAAUUCCAUUGUUAUGUCUAUGGUUAAACUCAGUUUGUCAUCGCUUGUUCUCUAUGUAAAUAACUGUCCUUCU
Molecule: messenger RNA, 1233 nt
Organism: Triticum dicoccoides
Lineage: Eukaryota; Viridiplantae; Streptophyta; Magnoliopsida; Poales; Poaceae
Exons: 4
Coding region: 326-817 (163 amino acids)
Source: RefSeq, a predicted model, not a curated record